Symbiodinium sp. CCMP2592 is the source of this 732-nucleotide messenger RNA. Lineage: Eukaryota; Dinophyceae; Suessiales; Symbiodiniaceae. The record is from the annotation of a GenBank genome assembly.
AUGGGAGACAUGGCACCUCCCAAAGAAGCCUUUCCGAAGGGGAGUUCCACCCGGAAGGCCCAGGACGUAUCCAACAACCUCUGGUCCCUUGUUCAGCUGCGCAGCCAUACCUCGGAAGAGCAACUUCGGUCUGCUAUCAAAGCGGUGGUGGGCCAGCUGCGCCGCACGGUGGGCUCCAUGAAGGCUCAAGAGUUGACGAACAGCCUCUGGUCUUUGGCGCAGCUGAAGGAGGCUGCGUCCACGGCGAAGUCUCACCGAGCCUUGGUGGCCUUGGCCAACCGCAUUGCGCAAAAACCCGGCGGAAUGAUCCCCCAGGCACUGGCCAACUGUCUCUGGGCCUGUGCGGAGCUCCUGGAUGCUCUGCCCAACACCACGAGUGCUGCGAGCGUGCGACGGGCCAUCCAGGAGGCUGUCCCUCCCUUGGCCUGCCGUGCAGCUGCUGCAGCUGGGAAGAUGAGGCCGCAGGAGCUGAGCAACUGCCUCUGGGCGGCCGCGCAGAUGCAACAGAGCGUUCCAGAAGUGUUGGUACCAGUGAGGGCCGUGGCUGAGAGCAUCGCGCAAAGUGCCAGUGAGAUGAAAGAACAGGAGUUGAUCAACAGUCUUUGGGCAGCUACAUGCUUGGCGGACACGGUGCCAGAGGUGAGGAGAGCCGUGCCGGCCAUAUCGCAGUACUUGCCAUCGAAGGUUAUUGAACUGAUCUCCGAGGGCAGAGCAGCACUUGGGGCGGCAUGA